AUGGGUAGCUCAAAAGAUUCGAUUUCUUGGAGCACUCUCAUGAAUGGAUAUGCCCAAAUUUCGGAGACGGGUAUGGUGGUGGAUUUGUUUUGUGGAAUGAGGAGGUGCGGAGUUGUGACCAAUCCUGCCACCAUCGUCUGUCUGUUGUCUGUGGUGGAGCCCGGCGAAGGGGAGGCGAUACAUGGGUUUUGUGUGAAGAGUGGGAUUUUGUUGUAUUUGAAUGCGGUGACCGCGAUUGCUUCGAUGUAUGUCAGAUUUGAGCGUGUGGAGGAUGCGAGGGUGGUGUUUGAUGAGACCCCGAGGAGAGAUGCGGUGACCUAUAACUGCAUUGUUGAUGGGUAUGCAAAGAGAGGGGAUUUUGACGAGUGCUUGAGAUUGUUGAGAUUGAUGAGGCAUGAGAGGGUGAGGAUGAAUUCAUCGACGUUUGUAGGGUUGCUCGCAGCUUGUGCUUCGUCUGGAGCUCUGGCGGUCGGACAUAAGGUCAUUGAGAUUGUUAGAGCGGAGAAUCUAGACCUCGAUACUUCUUUAGGAACGGCGAUUUUAGACAUGUAUGUGAAAUGUGGGUAUAUAAAUGAAUCUAUUGAAGUUUUCAACAAGAUGAACAACAGAGACGUGAUGGCCUGGACGGCCAUGAUCAUGGGAUUGGGAAUCCAUGGAAGAGCUCAAGAUGCUCUUGACUUGUUUCGUGAAAUGGAGGAAGAAGGUUUAACGCCUAAUGAAGUUACAUUCUUGGCAGUCUUGAAUGCUUGUAGCCAUGGAGGAAUGACAGAUUUAAGCAAGGAAUUCUUGAAGAAAAUGAUUAUAGAUUAUAAAAUCACUCCUAGUAUCAAGCAUUAUGGAUGUGUGAUUGAUUCAUUAGCGAGAGCUGGAUUGUUAGAGGAAGCAUAUGAGCUUAUAAAUAACUUGCCUUUGGAAGGAGAUGCAAUGGCUUGGAGAGCUUUGCUUGCAGCUUGUAGGGUUCAUGGAGAGGUGAGGAUUGGACAAAUUGCAAGGGGGGCUCUGAUGGAUUUGGGGGAUUUGCAUCCAACAGAUUCGAUUCUUUUGUCGAGGACUUACGCUUCGUCGGAGAAGUGGGAGGAUGUUGGAAGGAUGAGGGAGAUGGAGGUAGAGAAGAUGAAGAGGAUGGAGAAGAAGGAAGCAGGGUGCAGUUUGAUUGAGAUGAGUAGAUAA
Molecule: messenger RNA, 1170 nt
Organism: Asparagus officinalis (garden asparagus)
Lineage: Eukaryota; Viridiplantae; Streptophyta; Magnoliopsida; Asparagales; Asparagaceae
Product: pentatricopeptide repeat-containing protein At1g26900, mitochondrial
Exons: 1
Coding region: 1-1170 (389 amino acids)
Biological process (GO): RNA modification
Molecular function (GO): RNA binding; protein binding
Source: RefSeq, a predicted model, not a curated record